AUGGAAGAAGACUUACCUGAAAGUGGUUCUGAAACAUUGCAAAUAUCCCAAUCUGGUGAAAUUACACCAGCUGUUUGGAAUGAUUUUGAUCCUGGAGAAUCUGACGUCUCAUUUGGCUUUACAUUGUAA
This is a messenger RNA of Scutellospora calospora, 129 nucleotides long. The record is from the annotation of a GenBank genome assembly. Lineage: Eukaryota; Fungi; Glomeromycota; Glomeromycetes; Diversisporales; Gigasporaceae.